Molecule: messenger RNA, 1079 nt
Organism: Condylura cristata (star-nosed mole)
Lineage: Eukaryota; Metazoa; Chordata; Mammalia; Eulipotyphla; Talpidae
Gene: PRSS38
Product: protease, serine, 38
Exons: 6
Biological process (GO): proteolysis
Molecular function (GO): serine-type endopeptidase activity
Source: RefSeq, a predicted model, not a curated record
AUGCCGCUGAGAAGCAGCCAGCGCUCAGGGCGGCUGCCCCCGGCCAAGCCUGUGGAGCAGAGGGGACAGGGCCCGCCGGGUCGCUGCAGCACGCACACCCUCAUCUCAUCUGACCGUCUCCAGUACUCGGCGCCUGUCUUCCAUGCCAGCAAACCCCUCUUGUCUGGGGAAACUGAGGCUGGGCCCCCCACAGUGUGGGCCCAUGGCCGAGUGCUGGUCCGCCGGCUGGGCCCCCAGGCCCAGGGCUCCGGGAGGAGCGCCCAAGCAGCUCAGGGGCGUGCCUGCGGCCAGCGGGGCUUGCCCGGGAAGAUCAUCGGCGGCGCCGACGCCCCGGAGGGGAAGUGGCCUUGGCAGGCGAGCGUGCACUACCUGGGCUUCCACGUCUGCGGCGGGUCUGUCAUCCACGCGUCCUGGGUGCUGUCGGCCGCCCACUGCUUCAGCCGGCACAUGAACGUCAGGGCGCUUGACGUGUACGUCGGCCUGGUGGACCUUGAGGUCGCCGGCAGACAUACUCAGUGGUUUGAGGUGCACCAGGUGAUCCUGCACCCCACCUUCAAAAUGUACCACCCAGUUGGAGGCGACAUCGCUCUGCUGCAGCUGAAGUCCCCCAUCGAAUUUUCUGACUCUGUGCGCCCAGUCUGCCUCCCACCCCCAGACGUGGACCUUCUCAACCUUUCUUGCUGGACCACAGGAUGGGGACUCAAGGCGCAGAAAGGCGAGACCUCCAGCAGGCUCCAGGAGGUGGCCCUGCCCCUGAUCCCAAAGCUGCUGUGCCAGCUGCUGCACGGCCACCCCUCCUACAUCCUGCCAGACAUGCUGUGCGCCGGCGACCUGGAGAACACCAAGACCGUGUCACACUGCAGCCAGGCAGGGCGCACCCCGCAGCGUGCGGGCCCGAGGGGGGUCCCCGUGCUGGCUGCCCUGCUCAGCGAGAGCCAGUGGGGGUUUCCGGACAUUCAGCCGUUCCGGCCUGGACAAGCUGCGAGUGUGUGGGAAGAGCCUCACGAGGACCCCAGCCAGGAGGCCUUCCUGCGCGCGACACAGCGCGUGUCUGUGGGCGCCGUGCUCCGGGGCGGGGG